This is a messenger RNA of Aphanomyces astaci, 797 nucleotides long. RefSeq lists its product as hypothetical. The transcript has 2 exons. The coding region runs from base 19 to 699 and encodes 226 amino acids. Lineage: Eukaryota; Oomycota; Saprolegniomycetes; Saprolegniales; Verrucalvaceae. The record is from RefSeq and is a predicted model, not a curated record.
UGUUAUUGAGCCUCCGACAUGGCCACGCCCGGCCCACCUGUGCCCAACCUGUCGCUUCCUACGGUGACAUUGCCUUCACCGACAGACGAGAGCAUGGACGAUAGACCUUCGUCCAAGGAACACCAUGUUGACCACGAGAAGCAGCAGCAUCAACUCCAACAUCACCACCACCACGACAACCACAUUGCGGCAGAGCCAAAGGGGUACUGGGCGGAAUGGCAGACUCGGGCUGGCACGGUGUCGCUGCUGUUUUCGCUACUCAUGCAGCUAUCGUACGUGGCGUUCCCAGCGUACAACUUUUCACUGGCGAUUUGGGCGACGGUGCAUCCGUUCUCGAACCGCCACACCAAGACAAACGUGCUGUUUGUGUCGGUGAUGCUGCUGUCCUGCGGCACGGACGUCGUCUGGAGUAGUCUGUGGACGUCCGGCGCCGUGUUCUACGAUAUGCUGUGUUCGCCAGCUCAAAUUGGCAUACUGCACUGCGACGGGUUGCAGAGUUACCCCGGGUGUGCCACGAAUCGUUUUGUGAUGGUGCUGUUUGUGGCCAACAUUGCGACGAAACUAUGGAUCGCCAUUUCGAUAUGGAAGGCUGUGGCUGUGGCCAAGCCCGAAGUUGUACCCACGGCAGAAGCGAUGCACCUUCCACCGCCUCCUGGAACGAAUAUCUCGGACGCCCCCACCGCUAUCCCAGUCGAAUAGUGAUCAUUUUGUGAAUUCAUAUACUAGGUCGUAAUUAUCGCAGGUUGCUGCUCUACAAUCCUGGAAUGUGCUAAGCUACCAACAUAACGUGGUGUUUU